Messenger RNA from Cooperia oncophora, 825 nucleotides. The record is from the annotation of a GenBank genome assembly. NCBI's taxonomy places the organism in Eukaryota, Metazoa, Nematoda, Chromadorea, Rhabditida, Trichostrongylidae.
UUCAGGUUUACACUUCGCUGCAAAAUCGACAGCACUGAAAUUUGCACUAGCACCGAUGUGCGUACGAUCAAUGGCUCGAGUUACGUGUGCGUUGAUCCCACUAUAUGGUCUCGAAUGAACAUCAAAACAAAAGAGAUGUCAAGCAAGAUGAAAUUUGUUGAUGAAGUCACGCAGAUCCUUGCCGAUGUACACUGCAAGUGUGGACUAGUGAUCGGCACCGUCAUGAAAUAUGCUGGAACCUAUCUCCCCACGCUGAAUAUUGGCAACCUGAUGUUCUCAGAGCGAAUUGAAGGUCAAGACGCCCCACUGGAAGCCAUCACCAACUGGUCGAAGGCCAAGGAUCGUUUCUGGAUUCCGGAGGCAACAGAACAUGAACUGCGUCAAAUGUUGGUGGCUUUGAAUGCGGAAAACAGCGAAGGCAAAAUUGAACUCGAUGUGAUGUGCGACAAAAUGAUAGCCAUCCAGGAGAAGUUGCUUGAAAAGGAACGCAAGAGAAAGGAAGAGAUGCGGCGAAUCAAAACUGAAUGUGGAACCUAUCUCCCCACGCUGAAUAUUGGCAACCUGAUGUUCUCAGAGCGAAUUGAAGGUCAAGACGCCCCACUGGAAGCCAUCACCAACUGGUCGAAGGCCAAGGAUCGUUUCUGGAUUCCGGAGGCAACAGAACAUGAACUGCGUCAAAUGUUGGUGGCUUUGAAUGCGGAAAACAGCGAAGGCAAAAUUGAACUCGAUGUGAUGUGCGACAAAAUGAUAGCCAUCCAGGAGAAGUUGCUUGAAAAGGAACGCAAGAGAAAGGAAGAGAUGCGGCGAAUCAAAACUGAAUGGUAA